UCUUAGCUAGAGAUUCUGGGAGUCUCUCAAACAUGUCUUUAGAAUUUGCCUUGUCUAAAAUUAUCUGUUUAGUUUAUAGUUAAAGGAGUUCAUUCAUGUUUCUUUCUUCUUUUUCUUUUUUUUUUCUUUUGAGACAGUUUCUCUUUUGUCACCGAGACUGGAGUGCAGUGGCAUGGUAUUAAGUCACUGCAGCAUCUGCCUCCCAGGUUCAAGUAAUUCUCCUGUCUCAGAUUCUCACAUAGCUGGGAUUACAGGCAUGCAUCUCCAUGCUCAGCUAAUUUGUAUUUUUAGUAGAGGCAGGGUUUUGCCAUGUUGCCCAGGCUGGUCUCAAGCUCCUGACCUCAUGGGAUCCACCCACCUUGGCCUCUCAAACUGCUAGGAUUGCAGGUGUAUGUUCUUAUUUUGCCCAAGAACGUUGGCCAAAGCAGGGCAUAAAAAGUUGUUUCCAAAAAAUGAUACUGAGAAGAUAUAAACAAUGUAAACAUAAAAAUUUCCAGUUAAGAAAAUGUUGUCAAAGCAUGGAUGAGUGUAAGGUGCUCAAAGAAUGUUACAAUGGACUUAACCAGUGUUUGACGACUACCCAGAGCAAAAUACUUCAAUGCAAAAAAUUUGUGAGAGUCUUUCAAAACUUUUCAUAUUCAAACAGACAUAAGAUAAGACAAACUAGAAAGAAACCUUUUAAAUGUAGAGAAUGUGAAAAGACAUUUUGCACGUUUUCACACUUAGUGCAACAUAAAAGAAUUCAUAGUGGGGAAAGAUCCCACAAACGGAAAGAAUGUGGCAAAGCAUAUAAUGAGACCUCAAAUCUUUCUACCUAUAAAAGAAUUCAUACUGUAAAGAAACCUUACAAAUGUGAAGAAUGUGGAAAAACCUUUAACAGGUUCUCACACCUUACUACACAUAAGAGAAUUCAUACUGGAGAGAUACUCUACAAAUGUGAAGACUGUGGCAAAGCUUUUAGCCAGGCCUCACAUCUUACUAAACAUAAGAUAAUUCAUUCUGAAAAGAAUCCCUACAAAUGUGAAAAAAGUGGAAAAGCCAUUAAGUGGUUCUCACACCUUACUACACAAAAGAGAAUUCAUACUGGAGAGAAACGCUGCAAAUGUGAGGAACAUGGCAAAUCUUUUAGCUUGUCCUCAACCCGUACUACACAUAAGAAAAUUCAUUCUGGAGAGAAACCCUACAAAUGUGAGAAAUGUAAAAAAGCCUUUAACCGGUUCUCACACCUUACUACACAUAAGAGAAAUCAUACUGGAGAGAUAGCCAACAAAUGUGAAGAAUGUGGCAAAGCUUUUAGCCAGUACUCCUAUCUGAAUAUACAUAAGAGAAUUCAUACUGGAGAGAAACCCUACAAAUGUGAGGAGUGUGGCAAAUCUUUUAGCUGGUCUUCAACCCUUACUAGACAUAAGAAAAUUCAUACUGGAGAAAAACCUUACAAAUGUGAAGAAUGUGGCAAAUCUUUUACGUGGUCCUCAACCCUUACUACACAUAAGAAAAAACAUACUGGAGAGAAACCCUACAGAUGUGAAGAAUGUGGCAAAGCAUUUAUGUUGUCCUCAACCCUAACUAAACAUAAGAGGAUGCACACUAGAGAGAAACCCUACAAAUGUGAAGAAUGUGGCAAAGCUUUUAGCCAGUCCUCAACCCUUACUACACAUAACAGAAUUCAUACUGGAGAGAAACCCUAUAAAUGUGAAGAAUGUGGCAAAGCUUUUAACCACUCCAGAACCCUUAUUAUACAUAACAGAAUUCAUACUGGAGAGAAACCUUACAAAUGUGAAGACUGUGGCAAAGCUUUUAUCCAGUCUUCAAUCCUUAUGACACAUAAGAUAAUUCAUACUGGAGAGAAAGCCUACAAAUGUGAAGAAUGUGGCAAAGGGUUUAUCUGGUUCUCACACCUUACUGCACAUAAGAGGAUUCAUACUGGAGAGAAGCCCUACAAAUGUAAAGACUGUGGCAAAGAUUUUAAAGUAUCCUCACACCUUACUAGACAUAAGAGAAUUCAUACUGGAGAGAAACCCUACAAAUGUGAGGGAUGUGGCAAAGCUUUUAACCAAUCUGCAACACUUACUACACAUAAAAAAAUUCAUACUAGAGAGAAAGCCUACAAAUAUGAAGAAUGUGGAAUAGUCUUUAACCAGUCCUCAAACCUUACAAUUUGUAUGAUAAUUCUUAAUGGAGAGAAACCAUAAAGUGUGAAGAAUGUGGUAAAGCCUUAAAUUAAUCCUCAAUUCUUAACAGAAAUAAGAUGAUUUAUACUGGAGAGAAAGUCUACAAACCCAAAAGUUGUAACAAUGCUAGAAAUAGAAAUUCCAUUUGACCCAGCAAUCCCAUUACUGGGUAUAUAUCCAAAGGACUAUAAAUCGUUCUACUAUAAGGACACAUGCACACGAAUGUUCCUUGCAGCACUGUUUACAAUAGCAAAGACCUGGAACCAACCCAAAUGCCCAUCGACGAUAGACUGGACAGGGAAAACGUGGCACAUAUACACCAUGGAAUAUUAUGCAGCCAUCAAAAACGAUGAGUUCGUGUCCUUUGUAGGGACAUGGAGGAACCUGGAAACCAUCAUUCUCAGCAAACUGACACAAGAACAGAAAAUCAAACACCACAUGUUCUCACUCAUAGGUGGGUGUUGAACAAUGAGAACACAUGAACACAGGGAGGGGCGCAUCACACACUGGGGUCUGUCGGGGGGAAAUAGGGAAUCGCCAGUGGGGGGUGCGGAGUUGGGGAGAGAGAGCAUGGGGAGAAGUGCCAGAUAUAGGUGAAGGGGAGGAAGGCAGCAAAUCACGCUGCCGUGUGUGUACCUAUGCAACAGUCUUGCAUGUUCUUCACAUGUACCCCAAAACCUAAAAUGCAAUAAAAAAGCACCUCAAACAUUUUCAAAUAUUAAAGAUAUUGUGCUGGUGAUAAAUCAUAGAAAUAUGAAUAAUGUGAGGAAGUCUUUAAAUGGUUGACACACUUGAUUGUAGGUGAGGUGGUUCAUACUAGAGAAAACUUCUACAAGUAUGAACGAUGUGGCAAAACUUUUAAACCAUGCUCACACCUUCUUGCACAGGAAAGCAUUUAUACUUGAGAAAAACUGUACAAAUAGUAGAAAAGUGGUUAAUAUCUGCUCACAAUCUUACUCUACAUCAGAGUUUAUCCUUAAUAAAAGCAUUAAAAAUGCAGGUUUCUCAAAAGGUUCUUCAGAAAAUAUAAGCCUUUAAAGUGCUGAAGAGGAUUUAUUUGGAAGACAAACAGGACAAACAUAAAGAGAGCUGUAGCACAUUUACUUGCAACACAGAUCUCGUCCUCAUUUUAUAUUAGAGGCAAACUCUGACCCAACUGCUUAAACUUUGUUCAACAUCAGAAAAUGUAUGUAGAAGAAAAACCUUGCAAAUGGAAUAAAUUUGGGGAAAAAAAUUACAGCUUAGAAAACUUCAGAGAGUCAUAAAAAUAUAUAUAAAUAAAAAUAAAACAAGAGAGUUUAUAUUAAAUAUAUUUUUGCAGAUAUAGUAAAUAGAAAAUAAUUCAAAAUUAAGUUAUGUAAAUAUCAGAAUUUACAUUAGACAUGCAUAAGGCACUGACACUUCAGACUUUAAAUCAGAGUUCUGAGGUCAGAAAAUAUAACAAGUUGGUAGAAAAAUUAUUCGUAUGUAGCAAUGUUGUUACUAAUUAUCAAAUUACUUCAUACAGAUAAUCUUACAAUUAACUCAAAUUACUUCAUGGAAAAAAAUUAGUUCCUUUUUAUCUUUUGAGAUGAAGUCUUGCUUUGUCUCCCAGGCUGGAGUGCAGUGGCACAAUCUCAGCUCACUGCAACGUCUACCUCCUGGGUUCAAGUGAUUUUCCUGCCUCAGUUAAGUAGCUGGGAUUACAGGCACAUACCACUAUGUCAGGCUAUGUUUUAUAUUUUUAGUAGAAGUGGGGUUUGGACAUGUUGGCCAGGCUGGUCUCAAACUUGAGACCUCAGGUCUUCCACCCAGCUCAACCUUCCAAAGUACAGGGAUUACAGGUGUUAGCCACUGUGCUCAGUCCAUCAUGUUUCUUUAUUACUAUUGUGUUUGUACAUGAAAGCAUGUGACCAAUUGUUGCUGUAUCAAGACAGAAGAGAUACUUUUUAGUAGGUGAACUUCUAUGACCUCUUACGAAAGAGUAAGGACAUUAAAAUGUAACACACAUGAUGAAAAUCUAAAAAGGUUCUUUGUGGUUAACUUACAAUAGUGAGUGAUGCCUGAGGUAGGUGUCCAGAGUAAUAUUCUUCUGCAUUAUAUUGAGAGACAAAUAUUGUUAGUUUUAGUUAAAUUGUCUUUGCCCGGUGGCCCAGACCCAUAAUCCCAGCACUUUGGGAGACCAAGACUUGUGGAUCACAAGGUCAGGAGUUUGAGACCAGCCUGGCCAAUGUGGUAAAACCCAAUCUCUACUAAAAAUACAAAAAUGAGCUGUGCUUGGUGGUGCACACCUGUAGUUCAUUCAGCUACUCGGGAGACUGAGGCAGAAGAACCACUUCAAGGAGGCGAAGCUUACCAAUGAGCUGAGAUUGUGCAACUGCACUCCAGCCUAGGUGAUACAGUGAGACGCUGUCUCAAAAAUAAAUAAAAUAAAAUUAGCAUAUUAUUUUACCGAUUUUACUUUUAUGAAACUAAAUGCAGUACAUGCUAAAAAUUUUAGAUUAGGUGUGAAUUUCUUAAUUCAACGUUUUUCACAUUUUAAAUAUUGCACAUUCAAUUACAUCUU
Callithrix jacchus (white-tufted-ear marmoset) is the source of this 4716-nucleotide messenger RNA. Lineage: Eukaryota; Metazoa; Chordata; Mammalia; Primates; Cebidae. The record is from RefSeq and is a predicted model, not a curated record.